This is a messenger RNA of Linum trigynum, 7199 nucleotides long. NCBI's taxonomy places the organism in Eukaryota, Viridiplantae, Streptophyta, Magnoliopsida, Malpighiales, Linaceae. The record is from the annotation of a GenBank genome assembly.
UCUAUUAAAAUUUUACACAAGAAAAAGGAUUACGUGAAUCAUAACUAUAUUAAAUUUAUGUCUAAACUUUAAGUCGAAGAAUGCAUUAGAUUAGUGAGACCAUGAGAGAAAAACAUGGCGAAAUAUCUUAAUUUUCUCAUAAGUAUGACUAUAUACGACAUAAAUAUUUUUUUGGAUACGAACUCAUACCAGUAAUUGGAACACGGGUUGAGUCGGGUUCUACGGGUUGUGUAACCCAAAAUCCAAACCCAACCCAAAAGAGGUGGGUUGUACAAAACAAAACCAUCACCCAAUCUAAAACCUUUGUUUUAGUGAUAAAUACGGGUGGAUUGGGUCGGGUUGGAUAGGUGGGUCGGUUUGCGGGUGUGUUUGUUCACCCCUAGAUAAUACUACAACCGACACGUAUUUUGAAGAGGUAAUUUUUUCUUUGCUCAAAAUAUAACAAAGUGGAUAUCAUUGUGUAUAUCAUAAUUAAUGCAUUCUUUCUAUACAAUUUUUUUUAAUUCAAAGUUAAAACAAAUAUUAUAGAAUCCAAUUAAAAAAUAGGAGAUUAGAAAAAGUAUAUUCUCUCUUCUGUAUCCGUGUCAAAUUGUUAGGGAAAAAAAGAGGGUAAGGGUGAGGAAAUACCAGUUUGCCCCUCUGGGUUUUUUUGUUGUUGUUGAAAAUUAAUUUGAUUCCCUAUAUGGAGAAUGAGAUGGAGGCUAGAGGAUGGGAUUUUUAGGGUUCGUUUGGAUGGAACUUUCUUACGGAGCAAUUGAGUCCAAUUGACUCAAAAUGGAACAAUUGAGGCAGAUUACUCCGUUUGGAAACAAAAAAUCUGAAUGAGGCAAUUGGGCAUGGGGAAAUUGACAUUUUCUCAUUAUGGACCAAUUCUAAAUACCUGGGGUGGGGUAGGAAAUGUACAUUGCCCCAUUUAUUCCGUCGCUUUAUCCUAUUUGACCCCCUUUUUGUCUUCUUCUUUCCCUUGCUUUUUUAUUUCUCGUUUUUUCCAUCUCUCUCACCUUUACUCUUUCCUCUUAUCUUUCCCCCCUCUCUUAGGGAAGGAAGCUAUGGAAAAUUGCAGCUCAUCAAUGGUGAGAAAUAUUCUCUAGCGAGAAGCAUAAUCGAGGGUUCUCAAAGCGGCAAUAUGAAACUUGGUUCGUUGCUCGAUCUGUGGCUUUUCGACUGUUUGCAUGUGGGAUUCUGGGAGACCAAUCAUCCGCUCCAUUGAAGGCUUCUGUGCAACAAGCAGUGGCGUUUCUCACGCCCAGGACCUUCACCACAGCUUCCGCUCAAGUCAACAGAAGAGUUCAAAGCGCCGACUAGUAGAGUUUUCUAUUCUCUCUGACUCUCUCUGCGGCGAGACAAAGACGGUCUCUUCUUCUUACCUUGAUUUCUUCCUCCUGUUUUAUGAAAUCCUACUUGUACAAAGAAUCAAACCCUAUAAAAUAGAAGCUCGUCGGAGAAAUUCGCAAAAGACAGAGAUGAAAGGCCGCUUGUUUUUCGCUUUCGUCGCCCCUCAAUCUCUUUAGGUCAAUAGAGAAACUUAUUGCAUGUAUGUGGACAUGGCAAAAUCGAGUAGUUUAUAAUUUUGUAGAUGGUGAACUCGAAGGAAAUGUGUGAGAUCUACCAAGAAAGAAAACCCAGAAAUAGUCCCUAUAAACUUGCAGGAAAACAGGGGUGAGAAAUUUGUAGAAAACAGGGGUAAGUUCGUAUUUACCCAAAAUGACUCACUUACAUUCUCCCAUCUCACAACCCAUUCCAAACGAGACAUUCUGGGCAAAUUUCCUCAAUCAAUUGACUCAUUCUCUAAAAUGAGUCUUUUGUUUCAAAUUGUCUCGUUUUGAGAAUGAUCCAUCCUAGUGGUUUUGUAGGAUAGGGUUUUGUACCCUAGCAUGACGGUUAGAUUACUCGUUUGUUUGUUGGAUUUGAAAAUGAAGGUUUUUAGUUUUGAAAACCUUUGGAUUUAUGAUGGAUUUGUUUCAUUUGGUAUUUGAAAGAUAACAUUGUUUGUUUAGUUGAUUUUGAUCAUGGAUUUAAAGAUUUUUGUAUCAUGGGUCUCAACUCCUUGCCUUCAAUGACCAAAUACCAAAUGAAAUGUGGUAUUUGCAAAUACGUGGGGUCCACGGAUUUGGGGCUAAAAAAAUUGUCCAAAUCCAUGGGUCCCACGGAUUUGGAUUUGUAUGCCUCAACAAACAAUGUUUUUAUAUCAAAUACGUAAUGCUUUGUAUUUGGAUGACAAAUACAUCACCCAAAUCCCACAAGCAAACGACACCUAAUGUAUGAUAGUGGAAAGAUUAUACAAGUACAGUGCUAAAAUGACAAAAUAUAGCAAAAUGGUUACCUUUAAGUAGAUCAUAAUUAAUAUUUUAUUUCUAAGCACAAAAUUAUAAAUAUCAAAUUAAAAAGAAUGAGGUAUGAUCCAAUUAAGAAAAAUGAAUUAUUACGAAAACAUACUUUUAUUGGUCCAAAAUCUUUUCUAGAAUCGAUGUAUAGAAGGAGAGCGUAAUGAGGCACAAAUAUAGCGAGAUCUUGAUUUUUCUUUAUAUUCAUUUUUUCUUUAAGAGGCGACUAUGAUGGGCAUGCACCAAUAAUUAUCCUAGUACAUCCGACAUUAUCGUUUGUGGACCACAACAUAGAAGUAGGAAAAUAGAAGAACACAAUUGAAAGAAAUUGGAGGCAAAUGCUCACACAUGCACAAAAGGAGCUACCACCUCACACUUUAGAACAUACAAUUAGUCGGUAUGUUGGAUCAAAUAUGGUUGGGAACAUUGAUAUCUUAGAUUGCCUUAAUAUGGUAUCAACUAUGAGUGGAGAUCUAGAAUUUAGAGCAUUCCUUAGAAUUGCUAAUUCGUUUGAAUAUUAAGUGGUACGAUAACCUCUUUCUUUAUUUUCUCUAGAGUUUUUUUCAUUUGAUGUUGUAUUUUUGGGUUAGGAGGAGAUUGUAUGGUGUCAUUUUUGUUGUUUUACAAAUCAAGGGAAAAAAAUUCAAUCAUGAUGAGUUCAACACUUAAUUGUUGUAUAGCUGUAUCCUUAAGGGAGAAAAAAAAAUUCGUCACGAACUCCGCAUGUGGUGCUUGAUUAUAUAAAAUACUUUGAAGACAAAUUAUAUGAUGAGGAGUUGAAAAGCUCCAAUAAACAAGCCAAAAACAUUCCUUUCAGUGUCACUCCAGUUCAUCAACAAACAUACACAACCAAAAGAACACUUCAAAACUGUCCCAAAAUCCCCCCAGAUUUACUCUUAAAUUAAUCUCAACCCAAUCUUAACUAUUGCCCAGUGGCGCCUUCUCCAUCAUUUUCACUUGGACACUUUCGUUUCCACUCCCCUGCCAUCUCCUUCCCCUGUUUUUUCCCCUGUUUUCUUCCCCACCCGAACCUAACAUUUAAUAUAUAAUCAUGGUCAUAUUACCAUAAACAAUGAAUCAAAUUAUUCAGCAAGGCCGUCUACUUCUUGUCCCUAUACCAUUCCCUAAUCCUUAAUAUAUUAGUUCUUGCUCCUGAUUACUGUCGACGACUCUGUUUUGGGGGAACAGGAGCAAUGAAAACUGGAGGGGAAGUGAUAAUAGUUGCAGUCGACGCCGGGAAAGAGAUCAACGACUAUGCAAUCGACUGGGCACUUAGAAAUGUUAGCAGAGCCUUGGAUUCUCUUGUCCUUCUGGCUCUCCUGCCUUCCCACGGCAGCGAGGCGGCCGCCUCCCCUGCCUCUAUCAGAGGACAGCAGUCCUUGCACGGAUUGGUGAAGAAAUGGGUAAUGAAGAAAUGGUACAGAGAGGAGAACCCAGGUAUGCAGGAUUCGCUGAUGCAGGCAGUUCAGCAGGACGAGGCUCGCAGGAUCAACAAGGUCUGCCUCGAUAUGAUCCGCCAUCUCUGUCGCGUUCACAAGAAGCAGCUUCAAAUCCAAGUGAAAGUUAUAGCCGAUGCACAGUUCGGCUCGGUAGCUUCUUCUGCCAGGGAGCUUGAGGCAACCUGGGUAGUUCUCGAUAGGCGGCUGAAGAAAGAAGGGGAUUGUUGCAUGAGGCAGCUGAAGUGCAACAUCGUGGUGAUGGAGCAUUCGGUUCCAAAAGUUAUGAGAACCGCGGUGAAUCCUAAUCGGACAAGGAGAAGGCACAGCAUGUGCGGUGACCAAAUUGAUCCAGCCGCCUGCAACAACAUGAUAAUGGGAUUGCCCUGCGGCGGGUGCAAUCUUACUGCUAGCACCAGCACUGCAACUACACUAACUAGCUUUGGAAGGGAUAGUGAUGCAUUUACUUCUGUGGGUUCACUAGAAAGUCCAGAAGAACCGUUUGCGGGGAAGAAGAAGCCAUCCGAAUCACAUGGCGCUUUGCUCCAUUUGAAUUCGGAGCUUGUCCAAAAGGACGUUGAAGUUCAGGUUACACUCUCCAAGUCACCUCAAAAGGACAAGCCACAGGAGUUAUGCAGUUCAGAUGUUCUCUCUUCCAAGCUGCGAGCUUCCAAUGGCAAGAUCAAGAGCCAUAGUGGACUUUUGAAUCCGCAGAAAGUUCUGGAGAAGGUUGAGAGCAUUGACGGGGCUCGAAGAGUUAAGGCACCGAUGAGAAGGUCAUUCGAUGGACCGGUCAUAGUGAGGUAUCCCGAGAGCUUGAAGCCAAUAAAGCAAGGAAUCACCAGGAGGAACUCAUUGACAAACAGCAUCAGAGGGGAAGAGAUGCAACAACACCCCGAAGUACGUGUUGAUGGUCCUUCCAACAUUGAGGAGAGAACCUCCAGCAUCCGGAGGGCCAUAUCUAUCACCAUCAAACCACCGCCGAUUCCACCUCCAUUGUGCUCCACAUGCAAGCACAAGGCCCCGAUAUUCGGGAAGGCCCCCAAGAAAUUCACCUACGAGGACAUUCGAGCAGCCACUGAUGGGUUCUCGAGUGACAACAUAGUUGCACAAGGUGAUCAUGGCUCGGUCUACACAGGGAAGCUACCGGACGGGCAGGCAGUCGCGGUGAAGCAGUACAAGGCGCUCACCGCACAGAGCGCCUCAGAGUUCUGCUCCGAGGUCGAAGUGCUGAGCUGUGCUCAACACCGCAACCUCGUGAUGCUGCUUGGGUACUGCAUCGAGACGGAGUGGCUUCUGGUCUAUGAGUUGGCUUGCAACGGCUCGCUGGACCAUCAUUUGUAUGGGAAAGAAGAGAUGGAGGAUGAAGAUGUGAUGGCUUGGGAGCAUAGGAUGAAGGUUGCUAUAGGAGCAGCUAGAGGGCUGAGAUACCUCCAUGAGGAUUGCAGAGUUGGCUGCAUUGUUCAUAGAGACUUCAGGCCUCAGAAUAUCCUCCUUACACAUGAUUAUGAGCCCAUGGUGGGUGAUUUUGGACUGGCGAGAUGGCAAUCAGAUGGACAGAAAGCUGAGGAAACCAGAGUUAUAGGCGCAAUUGGGUAUUUGGCUCCGGAGUACACCCAAGCUGGACUCAUAACAGAGAAAGCUGAUGUCUACGCGUUUGGGAUGGUGCUUUUGGAGCUUCUGUGUGGGGUAAAAGCCCCAGAAUUCUCAAGAAACAUGGGACAACAGUUCCUGCUCGAACUGGGGCGUUGGCUGCUAGACAGAGAAGUAGUGAGCGAGAUUCUGGACCCUCGGCUGAAUGACAGCUACGUGGAGAAGGAAGUGAGGAGCAUGAUCUAUGCUUCCAGCCUGUGCCUAUCACCAAACCCUGAAAAGAGACCCAGAAUGUCCAAGGUUCUGAAGAUCCUGGAAGGAGACAUACCUUCACAUCCAGAGCCAGUGAACGUCAUUGUGCAACCGCCAACAGUGUAUCCAAACCAAUUCGUCAACAUGAUCUACGGUUCAGAGACACCAGUAUUCUCUAGGGCACUGAAUCAAGCAUCGUCCUUCAAGAAGGGACCACACUGGCGGCGACACUCGACUAUCGCCGGCAAUGAGAACCAGGGUUGGCUUGGAACUCCGUCGGCGGGCAGAGCAGAGGAUUUCCGGCAAGCUGAGAUGGAUUUCAGCGGCGAGUAUCGGGCGCAUUUAGAAGGGUCGCUGGCCAAAUUCUUCGAGGGAUUGAACAGGCAUGGGAAAACUACUUCGGAUGAGCCUGCUGUCGUGUAGAUUCAACUAUUCAAGGAAGUUGAGGGGAGAUGGGGGCGGCGAAAUUUCGGUUUGUUGCAAUCGAUUUUUUGGCUUUAAUUUCUUCUUUGUGGAAUCAGGAAUGUAGUUUGUUGUGACCAAGGUUCUAAAAGCGCUAGGCGUAAGGCAGGCGCUCGGCUCCUGACUUGCGCCUUGUCCGAUUAGGCGUAGCUUAGGCGCGUCUAGGCGUUCAGAGCAUAAAUGGAAAAAUUCUCAAAUAUUUCCUGUUUUCUGGAUAAUUCAUAUAAUCCAAGUGCAUAUAAAAUUAGUAAUGCCUAGUUCUUAACAGUAAACACUUAACAUAACAAAUUACAAGCAAAUAGUGACCAAUCAUCUGCUAAUAGGUGCUUAUAGAGGCAAAAAGCUUGUGCUACGUAACGAGGAGAAGGAAGGAGCAACAAUUGGCGAGUUUCGACUUUAUUUCCCACUAUAGCAGCGGAGCGGUGUGAAGGCAAGAAGAGUGAUCGAUGACUUUCUCCUGCAGCGGCAGAGAGCAGCAAAUGGGGCGAGGGCUAGGGCGGCAGGCGGUAGUAGAUGGGGCGGGAGCUAGGGCGGCAGGCGGCAGCAGAUGUUACUUCCCGUGUUUCUGAUUUUCUAGGGCAAGAGGCAACUUUCUGAUUUUCUAGGACAAAACGAAGAGUAUUGGGUUUAACCGCCUAAACUCGCCCAAGAACGCCCAUGCACGCCUUCUCUCCACUAGGCGCAAACUAAGCGCUAUUCUUACCUACUAAGCGCUACCAGCACCUUUUACUACGCCUAUGGCCAAGUCAAGGCGAUCUUCUACCGCCUAGCGCCUAAUUGAGCCUAGGCGUGCGCCUAGGCGCGCCUUCUUGAACCCUGGUUGUGACUACUUACCCAUUGAUAAAUAGGAGUGGGGUUGGUGUGUAUACACUUCCAAACAAUUGGCAAAAAAAUUUCAGUAAAAAAAAUUUGGCAAAAUACAGCUGUAUAUCCAUAAUUAUCACGUUUGUAACAAAUGUAUCCACAACUAUCGAAAUACACGAAAUAUUCAAAAAUCGGAAGGUUGUAUGACAAAUCUAUCCACUUCCGUCUGAAACUAUAACGGUGUUAGUGACGCUAUUAAUUAUUGUGACGGAAUGCUGACUAGGAUCCAAAUCACCGUCCAUGUCAGCAACAAAUCAGCAUAAUAUUA